Molecule: messenger RNA, 1028 nt
Organism: Schizosaccharomyces cryophilus OY26
Lineage: Eukaryota; Fungi; Ascomycota; Schizosaccharomycetes; Schizosaccharomycetales; Schizosaccharomycetaceae
Product: rRNA processing protein Faf1
Exons: 1
Coding region: 118-894 (258 amino acids)
Biological process (GO): maturation of SSU-rRNA from tricistronic rRNA transcript (SSU-rRNA, 5.8S rRNA, LSU-rRNA)
Cellular component (GO): nucleolus
Source: RefSeq, a predicted model, not a curated record
CUUCCUUGAACAGUUGUAGAGGAAGUGGCAGAAGAUGCUGUAUUUACCCUUUGCCAAGUUCACCUUCCUUUGUCGACAGGAAGAAUUGAAACUGAAUUCAGUCAUAUAAAAGAAAAUAUGGAGGAGCAAGAUGCUUUAUUGAAAUUGCAAAAGCAUUUUGAAGCCCAAUUUGGUAACGUGGAAGGAAUAUUGCCUGUUCAGGUUCAAAGUUCGAAUGAACAGUCAGAAAACGACAAUGAAGGAAGUGAUGAAGAAAAUCAAGAGGAAUCAGAGCAAAAUUUUUCUGAGGAAGAAGAAUGGACACCUUUCUCUUCGUCCUCUUCCAUUGUAAGAAUAUCUCAUCAAGAGAAGGAAAAGCCGAUUGUUUUGAGUGCACCCGGGAAAAGCUCGUUUUUUAAGAAAAUGCCAAAAUUGGAAACUGAAGAAGAUUUGAAAAUCAAACGAAAGAAUGAACUGCUCAGGAGAAAGUCCUCCAGAGGCGAAGAAAAAGACGAAACCCCCGAAAAUGAAGCUGAAGAUUUAAAGAACGACAUAGAGCUUCAAAAACUUCUUCGAGAAUCUCACUUACUUCAUGAGGCCUCUUCACGCACGGGAGAGACGAAUCUUGUAGCCCACGGAAAGAUUCGACAAAAAGUUAUCCAACAACAUAUUAAAGAGCUAGGAGGAAAGGAGAAAGAACAAAAGAUGCCAAUGGCUGCUAGAAGAGGAAUGGCUCAAAAAAGGAAACAUGUUGAUCGGAUUAUCGAGAAGGAGGCCAGAGAAAGUGGUACAGUUUUGGCAAAAAAGGCAAAACAACCCAAAAAGCAAAAGAAGGGAUUUGUUCCUGGAACUUUUUCUUUGCCUGGAAAGUUUGUUGGUGGAACGCUUCGUCUUCCAAAAAAUAUGGCACCUUAGAAGAUGCUGAUAGAAUGGGAUUUUGCUUUUUGCAUUGUAUUCAUAGAUUUGGGGCUUUAUUGGUUUAGAUAUGGAAACAGACACGGCUUUACAGCUGAAUAUUCAUUUACUAAUAAAAAGGUUUUUUUUUGGGG